Messenger RNA from Cololabis saira (Pacific saury), 3183 nucleotides. Its product is annotated as NACHT, LRR and PYD domains-containing protein 12-like. Gene Ontology annotation, molecular function: protein binding. The record is from RefSeq and is a predicted model, not a curated record. Bases 1 to 3183 code for a protein of 1060 amino acids. NCBI's taxonomy places the organism in Eukaryota, Metazoa, Chordata, Actinopteri, Beloniformes, Belonidae. The transcript has 11 exons.
AUGAGUUUAGUGAUGAAGACAUGUGUUCACAGAGGGAGGAAGAGGAGAGGAGUUGGUGUGGAGGAGCAGCCGUCCAGUCAGAGCAGAACUGUACCAGCAGAUGCUGGUCUGCAGGAGGUCCUAGAUGAACACAAGACCAGUCUGAGGAGCAGAUGUGAACAUGUGACUGAAGGAACUGAUGAACCAGGAAGUAGAACCCCCCUCAACAGGAUCUACACGGAGCUCUUCAUCACAGAGGGACUGAGUGAAGAGGUUGAUACCCAACAUGAGGUGAGGCAGCUGGAGACAGCUUCCAGGAUGAAGAGACACCAUGACGCUCCAAUCAGGUGCCAGGACAUCUUUAAAGCCCUACCUGACCAACGUGGAGCCAUCAGAGUGGUUCUGACCAACGGCGUCGCUGGCGCUGGGAAAACCUUCUCGGUUCAGAAGUUCUCUCUGGACUGGGGCGAGGGCUCGGAGAACCAAGACGUCACCGUGGUGAUUCUGCUCUCGUUCAGGGAGCUGCACCUGAUCGGAGAUGAGCAGCUCAGUCUUCUCAGGCUGAUCCAGGUUUUCCAUCCAUCGUUACAGAAGCUCACAGCAGAGCAGCUGGCUGCCGGGAAACCGUUGUUCAUCUUUGACGGCCUGGAUGAAAGCAGACGUUCCCUGGACUUCAACAACGGUCCGGUGGUGUCUGACGUCACACAGAGCUCAUCGGUCAACGUGCUGCUGACCAACCUCAUCCAGGGGAACCUGCUUCCCUCAGCUCUCAUCUGGAUCACUUCCAGACCUGCAGCAGCCAAUCAGAUCCCUCAGAAACACGUGGACAGGGUGACAGAAGUACGAGGCUUCACCGACGGCCAGAAGGAGGAAUACUUCAGGAAGAGGUUCAGGGAUGAAGAGCGGUCCAGCAGCAUCGUCUCCCACAUGAAGACAUCCAGAACCCUCCACAUCAUGUGUCAACUCCCGGUCUUCUGCUGGAUCACUGCUACAGUUCUGGACCACAUGUUGACCACAGAGCAGAGAGGAGAGCUGCCCAAGACCCUGACUGACAUGUUCUCCCACUUCCUGCUGGUCCAGACCAAGAGGAAGAAGAACAAGUACCAGGAGGGACAUGAGACGAGUCCACAGGAGCUGACGGAGGCUGACAGGGACCUUCUCCUGAAGCUGGGGAGGCUGGCGUUUCAACAUCUGGAGAAAGGAAACAUCAUGUUCUACCAAGAAGACCUGGAGCAGUGUGGUCUUGAUGUCCCAGAGGCCUCGGUGUACUCAGGAGUUUGUACCCAGAUCUUCAGGAGAGAGUGUGAAGUCUUCCAGAAACCCGUCUACUGCUUUGUUCAUCUGAGCAUCCAGGAGUUCCUGGCUGCAGUCUACGUGCUCCACUGUUGCUCCACCAGGAACACAGAUGUGCUGGAGAACUUCCUGGGAGGAAACUACAGUUACUCAUCUCUGGAUAAGUUCCUAAAGAGAGUCAUGGAGAAAUCCCUGCAGAGUAAAAAUGGCCACCUGGACCUGUUUGUCCGCUUCCUUCAUGGUCUUUCUGUGGAGUCCAACCAGAGACUGUUAGGAGGUCUGCUGAACCAGACGGAGAACGAUCCAGAAACCAUCCAGAGAGUCAUCAAAAACCUGAAGAAGAUGAGCACUGACAGAUUCUUUCCUGACAGAAACAUCAACAUGUUCCAGUGUCUGGUGGAGAUGAACGACCUCUCAGUUCAUCAGCAGAUCCAAGAGUUCCUGAAGUCAGAGAACAGAUCAGAGCAGGUACUCUCACUGAUCCAGUGUUCAGCUCUGGCCUACAUGCUGCAGAUGUCGGAGGAGGUUCUGGAUGAGUUGGACCUGAACAAAUUUGUUGAUUGUGAACUCUCUGAGACUCACUGUGAAGUUGUUGCGUCCGCUCUGAAUUCCAACCCCUCCCAUCUGACAGAACUGGACCUGAGUCAGAACCAGUACCUGCGGGAUUCAGGAGUGAAGGUUCUGUCUGGUGGACUGGAGAGUCCAAACUGUAGACUGGAGACUCUGAGAUUGCAGGACUGCGGUCUGUCAGGGAUCAGCUGUUCUUCUCUGGGCUCAGCUCUGAAGUCCAACCCCUCCCAUCUGAAACAUCUGGACCUGAGUCUGAACCCCCUGCAGGAUUCAGGAGUGAAACAUCUGUUUGGUUUCCUGGAGAGUCCAGACUGCAGACUGGAGACUCUGAGGUUGGAGAACUGCUGGUUGUCCGAGAUCAACUGUUCUUCUCUGGUCUCAGCUCUGAAGUCCAACCCCUCCCACCUGAAGCAUCUGAAACAUCUGGACCCGAGCUGGAACCAGCUGCAGGAUUCAGGAGUGAAACAUCUGUGUGGUUUCCUGGAGAGUCCAGACUGCAGACUGGAGACUCUGAGCUUGCAGUGCUGCGGUCUGUCAGGGAUCAGCUGUUCUUCUCUGGUCUCAGCUCUGAAGUCCAACCCCUCCCAUCUGAAACAUCUGGACCUGAGAUUCAACUACAAGCUGCAGGAUGCAGAUGUGGAGCAGCUGUCUGGUCUGGUGCAGAGUCCACACUACCAGCUGCAGACUCUCAGGUGGGAGCGCUGCAGUUUGUCAGAGAUCAGAUGUGAUGAUCUGGUCUCAGUUCUGGAGUCCAACCCGUCUGAUCUGGAACAUCUGGACCUGAGUAAGAACCAGCUGCAGGAUUCAGAUGUGAAGCAGCUGUGUGGUUUCCUGGGUGGUCCAGACUGCAGACUGGAGACUCUGAGGUUGGAGACAUGCAGGAUGUCAGAGAUCAGCUGUUCUUCUCUGGUCUCAGUUCUGAAGUCCAACCCCUCCCACCUGAAACAUCUGAAACAUCUGGACCUGAGUGACAACUCCCUGUGGGAUUCAGGAGUGAAACAUCUGUGUGGUUUCCUGGAGAGUCCAGACUGCAGACUGGAGACUCUGAGGUUGGAGAACUGCUGGUUGUCAAAGAUCAGCUGUUCUUCUCUGGUCUCAGCUCUGAAGUCCAACCCCUCCCACCUGAAACAUCUGGACCUGAGCAGGAACCAUCUGCUGAAGGCUGCAGAUGUGGAGCAGCUGUCUGGUCUGCUGCAGAGUCCACACUACCAGCUGCAGACUCUCAGGUGUAACUUUAAAAUUAUUUCCAGAUGUCAACAAAGUGGCACCAAACAGACGACGGUGGAGCAGGUGGAUUGUUCUCAGAGGAGACGUCCUCCUAUAAUCUCUCAACACCAGUAA